This is a messenger RNA of Misgurnus anguillicaudatus (oriental weatherfish), 5081 nucleotides long. NCBI's taxonomy places the organism in Eukaryota, Metazoa, Chordata, Actinopteri, Cypriniformes, Cobitidae. The record is from RefSeq and is a predicted model, not a curated record.
AGAGAUGCUCUUAAAUGAACAAUGUCAAGUCAAAUGAGGGUUAGGCUCGGGGUCUGGUGCUACUAUGAUACUAAAUUUCAACUUUAUGUGAUCUUUGACCCUUACAUACAGUCACCUUCAUAAAUAUUGGAACAGAAGCACAUUUUGUGUUACAUAGUUUAUAGUGCACACCCUCAGCUUUACUCAGAGGGCAUUCACAUCCAGAUUGUCUAAAUAGUUAAGGACCCUGCUAAAAAAAACAGCAUACCAGCAAGACCAGCAUAUGUUGUGUUUUGGUGCUUAUUUGCUAGUGCAGUGGUUCUUAACGUUAUUCCUGGAGGCCCACUGCCCUGCACAUUUUGUAUGUCUCCCUUAUUUAGCACACCUAAUUCAAAUCAUCAGCUCAUUAGAAGAGAUCUCCAUGAACUGAAGUGAGUCUGUCAGACAAAAGAGACAUACAAAAUGUGCAGGCCAGUGGGCCUCCAGGAAUAACAUUAAGAACCACUGUGCUAGUGAACACCAGCUAAACCAGCAUAGACCAGCAUAAUUCCCAUGCUGGUCCAUGCUGGUUUGAUGCUGUUUUUUUCAGCAGGGGAAUAACAGCCAUUUAAUGUAACUGCCCCUUUUAGAUAUACAUCAAAACACAACAAAUCCAUCAGAGAGAUGGCAGGAACCUUAAGAGUGACCAGAUCAACAUUCUAACUAAAAAAACACAAUGGUGAGCAUAGCAACAUAAAAAUCCUGUACACCUAUAUAGGAUAACAGUGGUGGAUGAUCUUAUUUUACUCUCACAUUUUAAACUGCCUAAACCAUUCAUCCAAACUGGAUGUGUGCACUUUAAGCCUAUAUUUACUAUAUGACUUUAACUGGAAUAAAUUUUGGUAAACAGCUUAAAUAACACAAAACCUGCUUCUGUUUCAAUACUUAUGGAGGUGACUGUACAUUUUCCAGGUAUACUUUAUUAUUUUUCAUAUAAUUUAUUCUAUUGUCAUCACUAGUGUUAUGCUGUCUAUUUUGGAGGUUGAUGGAGUUUUACUGAAGUCAGAUGUUGUAUUACCUGGCCACACAGACAUGGUCACUUGGAGGGAGACAGCUAUUUGGUUAAAGGCAGGGUAUCUGAUUUGAUCCAGAAACACUUUUAGUUAUGCUGAUUAAAAGUUUCCUCACAUCCUGAUAGCAAUCACUAUGUUAAGUUGUUUGAAUGUAUUUGUUGAAAUUUCUGUCAUCUGUGAAAGGCGUAGGACCAAAAAUUUUUAAACCAAUCAUAGAUCUCGGUUCGAACGGAUGUUGUCUUUUUUGUCCCUCAUCCGUAAGCAUAAUUUGAAUGUCACUGCGCAGCUUGUUCACGCAGACACCAUACAUCAUCGGUGUGUUCACGUGCGCUCAUCUCCUGUCUGUAAACAGAGGGAUAAUGACAAACUUUUCUGCUGAAUUGACAACCUGCACAGGAGCCACACAACGAAAGAAAUCUUUUAUAACAACAACAGCAAAACUGUCUGGCUCAGCAAAGAGCAAAAACACAAAUGAACAUCGGCAACUUGCUUUACCACGAGAUGCAAACAGCUGCAGGAGGCAAAGGGUCUAAAAGUUUAUUUUGGUAAGACAGGUACACGAUAUGUUUGUAUUGAGAUGGAUUCAGAUAUUCUACUUUGAUGAAACAUUGUGUUGCUUCUGAAAUUUGUGUUCGUUUAUGGAUUAGCAUAACGAUAUAGUUAUGUUACUAUGUCUACACAGCCGAAAGUGUUCUUUAAUUCUGAUGUAAAACAGUUGUUUAUGUUGGUUAUUUUGGUAAUGUUAUUCACUUUGUACUGCAAAGUUUUCUCACUGGUGAACGAGACAUGAGAUGUGACCGUCUGAUCUGUGCGUGUUCAUGUGUUUUGAAAGAGGUGUGACUUUGGAUGGCAAUUUGAAUGGAGAGGGGCAUCGUGAUUUCAUUGCUAUUCGGCUACCGUUAGCAAUUUAUAACUAAAUUAGUUAUAGGGCUGAUAGCACAAUGCUAUCUUCCAGUCACUCACACAGUAUGUCCUGUGGUCGACUGCAUAAACUGUUUAGACUAGUCAUACAAGUUAGUAAUCUAUUUUCUUCAAAACUGGUCAAGACUGAUCUCAUUUCAAUCCAAAAUGUACUGAUUAGCCCUAGUUGAUUAGACUAGUUCUUAAGACACAGUACAUAGUGGCCAAACUAAGGUUGAAUGCCCUGUGUUAUAAACAGUGACAUGUUUGAUUAGUCUUGCAUAUUUGGUUAACUCCAAAAUGGAAUCAGUAUUGUCGCUUAACUACAGCUGCUUGACUUCUCAGCAUAAGGAUCAUUAUGAAAUUAAUAUUAUUCAUUAAUAUUUGAAAUUUAAAAGUGGGUUUACCCCAUGCCAUCUAAUAAAGUGGGUAUACUCUGUAUAUACCUUGCACUACACAACUGUUUGUAGCCACACAUUAAAGUAAAUGUACAUCCAUAUAACUUCAGCUCACAAACGAAUAACACUGUACCUCUGUGAGCCAGUUAAGUACAUUAAAUACAGUGUAGACAUACUAAUUUAAUCGAAGUUUAGUUUAGUCUUCAUUUUCUCAUAUAAUUCCAAUAUAAAGAAUUGUUUAAUCAAUGCAUCAUUUACAUACUGUAUUAUAAUCACUAAAUUUUUGCAUAUAAUGCUUAAUGGUACUGCUUUUGUAAAUUUACUUUAAUAAAAGUUUUAAUGCAGGCCUUUAACAAAAUGAAUACAGUGUUAAAAUAUCAUAUAUUUUUCACUACAGUUAUAUUUAAAUGAAUGGUUAAAUCUGACGUAGGUUAAGAUCUUAUUAAUGUUGAAAAAGUCAAGAUUCUUCCAUGUGAAACACUGUGACAAUAUUGUUGUGAUACAAAAUCAACGCCCAUCCCCCAUUGCCCCAGACUAGCGCUACACUGCACGUGUUUGCGUCGCCCAACCCCCACUCCUCAGACCAGCGCUACACUGCACGUGUUUGCGUCGCCCAACCCCCACUCCUCAGACCAGCGCUACACUGCUACACUGUUUCCCCAUCCCCCAUUUCACUGCACUGCUCAUCAGCGUUUGUUUAUAACUCAUGGUUGAUGGAGCGAUUUCAGAGAAGAUUGGAGAGACUUAGACAGCAUCACAAUAAAUGCGCAAGCCGUUUUGAACAAACUUUUCUUCGUCAGGUAAGUGUUUCUAACAUUAUUAUUUAUCUUCAUAUUUAUUUAAAUGCAUGUUUUUGUUUUAAUUGUCUUAAUUGUCCAGAAAGCAUAAUGCAUAUCAAUUCACAGACUAACUGUCGUUUUUGUAAAACAUCUCAAUGUUUUAACCCUUGUUUAAUGUUUUAAGAUUGAAUCAGAACUUAAGACCAUAGAUCGUAACAUCAGUACAGCCUGUAGGCCUCACUUUAAGAGUCAUGUGAUCAUAGAUUAAGAUGAAUUAGGAUGCAUUCAUUUGGUUGUAUUUGUGCAGUCUGUACAUUUUGAUAUGUUUAAUAUGUGUUAUGCUGAUAUACAUUUUCAAUCUUGGUGUCCAGGAAACAAUGGGAGAGCGUUCAACACAGGUGAAGGUCCCACACUGAAUUCUGUGGGUGUCUCACCGAGAACAAAGAAAAAGAGAGUAAAGCUGGCUGAGGAUGGAGGUUCUGAUCUCUCCUCCCCUGAAAAGACACGUCAAUCAUGCCAUGAAGCUGAUGGUUCAGAUGUAGAUGAUGAUUGUUCAGGAGCAAACCUGAAGAAAAACCCCACACCAAAUAAGAACAGACGACGACGACAGACCAAGAGUGGGGAAACAAAGUAUGAAGGUUUUGAUCUCUUAUCCCCUGAAAAGACACGUCAACCAUGCCGUGAAGCUGAUGGUUCAGAUGUAGAUGAUGAUUGUUCAGGAGCAAACCUGAAGAAAAACCCCACACCAAAUAAGAAAAGACGACGACGACAGACCAAGAGUGGGGAAACAAAGUAUGAAGGUUUUGAUCUCUCAUCCCCUGAAAAGAGACUUAAAUCAUGCCAUGAAGCUGAUGGUUCAGAUGUAGAUGAUGAUUGUUCAGGAGCAAACCUGAAGAAAAACCCCACACCAAAUAAGAAAAGACCACGACAGACCAAGAGUGGGGAAACAAAGUAUGGAGGUUCUGAUCUCUCCUCCCCUGAAAAGAGACUUAAAUCAUGCCAUGAAGCUGAUGGUUCAGAUGUAGAUGAUGAUUGUUCAGGAGCAAACCUGAAGAAAACCCCCACACCAAAUAAGAAAAGACCACGACAGACCAAGAGUGGGGAAACAAAGUAUGAAGGUUUUGAUCUCUUAUCCCCUGAAAAGACACGUCAACCAUGCCGUGAAGCUGAUGGUUCAGAUGUAGAUGAUGAUUGUUCAGGAGCAAACCUGAAGAAAAACCCCACACCAAAUAAGAAAAGACGACGACGACAGACCAAGAGUGGGGAAACAAAGUAUGAAGGUUUUGAUCUCUCAUCCCCUGAAAAGACACGUCAACCAUGCCGUGAAGCUGAUGGUUUAGAUGUAGAUGAUGAUUGUUCAGGAGCAAACCUGAAGAAAAACCCCACACCUAAUAAGAACAGACGACAACGACGACAGACCAAGAGUGGGGAAGCAAAGGAUGGAGGUGCUGAUCUCUCCUUCCUUGAAAAGCGACUUAAGUCAUGCCGUGAAGAUGGUAGUUCAGAAUCAGAUGUAGAUGAUGAGUGUUCAGGAGCAAACCUGCUGAAAAAAAACACACCAAAUAAAAAAAUAGGACGACAGACCAAAAGUGCCAAAGUGUCGGCCAAGGUAAAUGUGAAGAGACCAUGGAGUGAGGCAGAGAGGAGUGCAGUACACAAACACUUGGCCAAGUUUAUAGCCGAGCGCAGAGUUCCUGGAAAACUGCCAUGCAUGAAGUGCAUAGAGGAAGAAGAAGCCCUAAAUGAACGAUCUUGGAAGGAUGUGAAGAAUUUUGUGUACAACACAAUUGUAACUCUAAAUCGGAGAUCUGCUUCAAGAAAACUAAAAUUUUAAAGGCUAAAUGUGGUCUUCAUCUCAAUCUCUCUUUCUCUGUUUCUCACUUUUCCUUUUUUUUUUUGGUUUUAACAUUUUGUUGUAACGUUUACUGUUUUCUGAAAUUGUGAACAAAAUAAAUGUUCAUCUGGUUACUGCA